CAUAACCUAAAAAAGUCAAGAAGUCGGCAGUCGGUAUUGAUAAAACAAUGAACUGCUAACUUUUGCCGUGAAAAUUGUUGUAGCAAUUGAUUUUAGUUUGGAUUCGAGUUUGAUCUGUCUUUCCAACAUGUAAUUUUGCUUUUAUUCUCCUUAAAUCGAUUAGACAUUUGAAAGUGUUGAAAAAGGAACAUCUUAUUUUCCACCGUAUCGAAAGCCUUGCGUGAACAAUCAGGAUUAGUGCAAUCAAUCCUCUUGAAAAAGAUUGUUCAUUUUUUGUCUACGAAUUUUUUAGAUUUUCUACACGAUGGAAGGUGCUGAAGCUGAAAACAAACCAAUUUUGAAAGAUGCUGAAUCUGUAGAAAAUGAUCAGCCGCAAUCAAAAGAAACUGGCCCAAUGAAAUCGAAAGGUCAGUCGAAAUGCGGCUGUGAUGGACCAUCCACUACUAAGACGCGAUCUUCCCGCGAAGAAAAACUGAAGAAAAAGGAUGACAAAAGUGUUGAGCACGUGUUGAAAGCACUGAACAGCUUGAAUACAACCGAAGAGAAAUUGGCAGCAAUGUGCAAGAAGUACGCCGAUAUUUUCGACGAGAACAGAAAAGUCCAGUUGGCUCUGAAACAGUCGGAGAAGCGUAACGGAGCGCUACAACGUGAGAAAGAACAACUCCAGGCUGACCAGAGCAAAUCGAUUUUGACCAGAAGUCGACUGGAAAAUCUGUGUCGCGAACUCCAGAGACAGAAUAAGGCUAUCAAAGACGAGAGCUUGUCGAAAAUCAGAGAGGAGGAAGAAAAACGAAAGGAGGUUUCGGCAAAAUUCCAGAGCACCCUUUCGGAGAUCAACAACUUGAUGCAGCAAAACAGCGACAAGAACUCCAAGCUAAGAGAUGACAAUCUUGACAUGAACGCGCGUCUCAAGAGCGUCUGCGAACAGUACGAACUCAGGGAAAAGGAGGUGGACAGAAUUGCAAAACAAAUGCAGCUGGAGUCGCAGCUUGCCGAGGCAAAAUUGGCAAAAGCCAAAAUGGAAAUGGCUGCUGAGAGAGAGCUAUUUGUUAGAGAGAAACAGCAGUUGCUUGUUGAAAUAACCCAGUAUCAAGCGCGUUGUCAAGAGUUUCAGACGAAUGAGAUCAAUCUACGCAAACAGAUCUCGUUGUACAACGAAAAGUACGACGAGUUCCAGAAGGCACUGGCAAAAAGUAAUGAGGUGUUUGGAGGGUUCAAAGUCGAAAUGGAUAAGAUGUCGAAGAAAAUCAUUAAGCUGGAGAAGGAGACGAUCACUUGGAAACAGCGGUGGGAGAACAGUCACCAGGCGCUGUUGAGUAUGGCCGACGACAAGCAGCGUUGCGACCAGGAGUUGGGUCUGGUCAGCCGGAAGCUGGGCGCACUGCAGGGAUUGUGUCGCACGCUGCAGGCUGAGCGCACCGCCAUGUUGGCGAGGCUUAAGGAGGCUGGUCUCAAAAGCGAUGACCCGUUAAUGGCUAAUGGUGAUGCAACCGCUGAAAUCGAUGCCGACAAAGAUCAGGAGCCUCAAACGGUGGUCAACAAGAAACCAACACCCGAUCAAACGUCCACCAAAUGUUUGAAAAACUCGGCGAAAAAGUGCAUAAAAGAUAGAACGCCGGUUAGUGAAGAUGCGGUCCAUGUUAACGGCCAAUCAGGUGACGGCGAGUUGAAAUCUGAGGUUAACGGUAGCACGGCAGUGAGUGAUGUUAACGGUUCACCUCCUAAAAUUGAUGACAAAAGUGAGGUUAAAGAUCAGUCGAACGAUGGAGUUUGUAGUGAACCUCAAGAUAAUAUUCUAAAGGGCGAUGUAUGUUUGAAGAAGGAUCCUACUGCUAACCUUGAUGUCGAUCAUAAACCAGGUUCUGAGCAAAUAAGUGCCAAUUCUCAAGAAGUAAAGAAGGAAGAAAGUCCAGCUGAUCCUAAGCAAGGUGUGUGUGAUUUGAAAAAUGUUCCUGCCGAUUCUAAACAGCCGAAAUCUAAAGCUUGUAAGAGAAAUUCUCGUUUGACUUCUCCACCGAAAGAUGUCGCCGCUGCUAAAGAGAGUACAGUGACAUGUCAGAAAAGUCCACCUCGUGUGCAGUCACCGCCGAAAGUGGUAUGUGCUAAAGAGAGUACAGUGACAUGUCAGAAAAGUCCACCUCGUGUGCAGUCACCGCCGAAAGUGGCAUGUGCUAAAGAGAGUACAGUGACAUGUCAGAAAAGUCCACCUCGAGUGCAGUCACCACCGAAAUGUACUAAAGAGAGUACACCACCGAAAGUGGCAUGUGCUAAAGAGAGUACAGUGACGUGUCAGAAAAGUCCACCACGAGUGCAGUCACCCCCGAAAGUGGCAUGUGCUAAAGAGAGUACACCGUCGAAAGGCGAAGCCGCUAAAGAGAGUACACCGUCAUCGCCGACGACUGCUAAAGACAGUAUUGCGACAUCAUUGGAAGCAACCAAAGCUGGAGCCUCUUCACAGAAAGCUGCCAACAGUGACGCUAAGAAGGCUAAGGACUCGAAGAAGAAGAAGAAAUGACAGUUGAUAUCGCUGUUUGAGUUCUUUGUCAAGAACCCUUACUGGAUCUUCCGGCUCUACUUCGUCGCUCUCGUUCUAAUUUUCAUCUUCAUCCCUCUCUGUUUCUACCUGCACAAGAGGUCGCUCGAUUUCAAUCACGAACUUUACUUCUUCGACUUACUUGCCGGAUUCGACGAGUUCUUCGAAGAUCAAGAACCGUCCUGAACAGGUUUUUCACGACAACAAUUCACUCUAUCAUUUUUUCCAUAAUUGUUCAUUUUUUAAAUUUGUUUGAUAUUUGGAAGGAGGCAAACGACGAAUAAGAUACAUGCUGAAUAGGUUUUUCACAAAAAUGCACUCUAUAAUUUUUUUCAUAAAUGUAAACUUUUUUGAAUUUGUUUGAUACUUGGAAAGAGACAAACGACGUGCAAGAUACGUCCUGAACAGGCUUUUCUCAACAAAAAAAUAAUUUUUUCAUAAUAUUGUUCACUUUUUUAAUUUGUUUAAUACUUUGCAAGAAGGCCAACUUGAAAGAAGUUAUGCCCUGAACACUGUUGCAGGUUUUUUCACCAAGAAAUCUAUCAUUUUUUUAUAAUGUUACACUUUUUAAAAUUUAUUUGGGUGGAGGCAAAUGACUAACAAGAUAUCUGUUGAACAACUUUUUCUCAACAACAAUUCACUCUAUCAUUUUUUCCAUAAUUGUUCACUUUUUUGAAUUUGUUUAAUAGUUGUAAAGAUGCAAUUGACGAACAAGUAACGUCCUGAACAGGCUUUUCUCAACAACAAAAUCAUGUUUUCUUAAUCGAACACUUUUUUUGGAUUUCUUUAAUACUUGCAAGAAGGCAAACUUGAAAGAAGAUAUGCCCUGAACACCCUUCAGGUUUUCCACCAACAAAUCUAUCAUUUUUUCAUAAUGUUACACUUUUUAAAAUUUUUGGGAGGAGGAACAGAUCACAGGUCGUUGAAUUGGUUUAUGUAUAAUUCAUUGUUUUCUCAUACGAAUUCAUAACUCUUAGAACUUAUUUUCUUCAUAAUUCUCAUAUAUUCAACAUGAUAAGAUGUAGUCAGUAUUAUUGAAAUCAAUUUCAUCCUGUCCAUACUAUUUUUUGAAUCAUUCUAAAGAACAAAAUAUAAAAUGAUCAGAUUUGAGAGAAUUUUGGAAGAUUCUUAUCUUGAAAUACAGAUGAUUCCAGCAAAUCAGUCUCAAUCAAGAUGACUCCAAUAUGAGAGAAUUUUGGUAGAUUUUUAUCUUGAAAUACAGAUGUCUCCAGCAAAUCAUUCUCAAUCAAGAGCUGGAUUUGAAUAAUAACCAAUAUUUGUACAAUGGUAGUUAGUAGAAGUGUAAUGAAAUGAAAUAAGUACUUGUAAUAUCAUUGCUUAAAUGUUUUAACAUCCGUUUUAUACGAUGUAGAUGAGGUAGAAUUCUGAGUAAAAUUCUUCAACGUAAUCAUAUUUUCCUUGACUAUAGGAACUUUCUUCACCCCUUAGCGUAUAGUACAGUAUUAUCUUGACGUCUCAAUUUCAGCCUCAACUAGUAUUAAGUCUACAGAUGGAAAUUACUGAGAUAUUGCAUUUAUUCAAAAUCUAAUGAAUUAAUAAUUAUUAUUAAACGAAAAUCCAAAAUAAAUGCUGUAAAUCACCCCGAAGACUUCUGCUAUGGUACUUAAAUAUUGACAACAGGGUAAACAGCUAGAUGGAAAUUCGAUACCCUACUGCAAGUCUACUGCAAAUAUCGACAACAGGGUAUCGAAUUCCCAUCUAGCUGUUUACCCUGUUGUCAAUAUUUGCAGUAGGGUAUCGAAUUUCUAUCUAGCUGUUUACCCUGUUGUCAAUAUUUGCAGUAGCAGAAGUCUUCGGGGUGAUUCACGGCAUUUAAUUUGGAUUUUCGUUUAAUAAUAAUUAUUAAAUAGUAUGAAAAUUGGUGGAAAUAGUUUGUUGGAUACAUGAAAAUGUUGAAAUACGAUGGAAAUCGAUUGUAGGUUUCAUCCAAUUCCCUGUAGGGUUAGAAAAAUCAUCAGUAACUGAAUCGAUGUGAAUAAAUUAAUGUUUUCCACGAAUUAAUAGGAAUAAUACUUUGUUUAAAUAAAUAAUUGGUGGAUUUCGUGUUAGCUGUCAUGUUGAAAACGUCCUGUGUAAAUAAAAAUUCUAAUAAGUAGUUCAUCCAAUGGAAAUCUUCUAUUUACAUGAUUUUCUAUGUUUGUAAAUGGGAAUCCAUGCUUAAGGUGAAUUGUCAGUUCCACAGAAUUAGACAAUACCGUUUUCAUUCCACCUUGAUAUGGAGAAGUUCCACAAUACCUCUGUUUAUAGUGUAAAUCCAUGGUUAAUUGAGAAAAGUUGUAAGCAGGUAAAUGUUCGGUUCAAAUCUGUGUACUGUAAUAAAUCUAUGAAAAUUUCCAUGAUCAUUUAUGACAGAAUUGAACCUAAAAUGUCUAAUUUAUGUGUCAUCGAUGUGUCUAGAUAUGCUUUCAAAUUAUUGAAAUCUUGAGAGAGAUUUUUCAAAUGUUGUUGUUCCCUUUUCCCUGCCUCAAGAAACAAGUUUUAAAUGUAACUUAACUCUAUUAUUUGUUGUAAUAUUACUCUUUAAUAAUUUACUUUGAAAAGUCUAGCUUGAUAAAUGAUUCUACGGUUGCACAAAAGCCAGUUGAAUUUAAACCGUUAUUAAUUUCACGAGAACCAAUCAGAGAAGGCCUUUUAGAAAAGACGGCUUCUCUGAUUGGUUCUUGUGAAAAUAGUCACGGUUAAAAUUUAACCGGUUUUUGUGCGACCGGCUCUCGAUUGUUCACUCAACUUGAGAUCUUGACAAAAUUGGGAAUUCAUUUUAUCCCCUGGCAAAUUUAUCAUUAUUGAUUGGGUGUAAGUUUGACUAUUCUAAUUAAUUGAAAUGAAUAUUCUGCAAUGAAUCUCUGUAAUUUAGAACUAUUUCAUUAGAAUCAUUUAGGAUUUGUUUAAUGAUUAAUAUUUAUUGUAUAUCUCACCGUUUGCACCAGUAUUUGUUUUGGAAGAUUCGGAUUUUGAGCUCUUAUAAAGUUUUUGAAAUUUUAAUAUUUAUUGUGUUUUGUUGGUUAAUAAAUUGAUUACUUCAAAUUAUCGAAAGCAUAUUUUGGGGAAUAUAUUACGAUUCCUCAAUUAUCUUACAAAAGUAUUUUCUAAAAUCUUUUAUCUUCUUUAUACAAAAGUAUUCUCUCGGAUCUUUCAUCUUUGUUUUUUCAACAAACUUCUUGGGCAGUUAAAUCUUUUAUCUUCUUCAUACAAAAGUAUUGAUCAAAAACAAGUUAGUAUUCUCUCAUAUCUUUCAUCUUUGUUUUUUCAACAAAUUUCUUGGGUACUUGAAUGUUUUAUCUUCAUACAAAAGUAUUGAUCAAAAACAAGUAUUCUCUCAUAUCUUUCAUCUUUGUUUUUUCAACAAACUUCAGUUUCCCUUAUAAAAUUAAGAAAUUGAAUUAAAUAAUUAUCCUUACCUUAGAUCUCUCAUAGUACAUUAAGUCUUGGAUAUUUUCUUGUUAAUAAUAGAACUGUCUACCAAUAUUAAUCUCAAUGAAUGUCCGUAUAAUUAUUGAAGUCGACGAAGAAUUUUCAAUUGAUAUUGAUGACAUAUUGAAAGUCAAGUUAUUGUAGAAAAUAUUGAAUGUUUUGUUGAGCGCUCGAAGGGUUAUUUAAUGUUCAAUGUUGGUGUUCAUUGUAUGACUUGAUUAAUAAAUUGUUUUUGAUUCAA
This is a messenger RNA of Nilaparvata lugens (brown planthopper), 6206 nucleotides long. Its product is annotated as alpha-taxilin. NCBI's taxonomy places the organism in Eukaryota, Metazoa, Arthropoda, Insecta, Hemiptera, Delphacidae. Gene Ontology annotation, molecular function: syntaxin binding. The record is from RefSeq and is a predicted model, not a curated record.